This is a messenger RNA of Colletotrichum godetiae, 645 nucleotides long. Its product is annotated as cysteine dioxygenase type I. The transcript is spliced from 3 exons. Gene Ontology annotation, molecular function: ferrous iron binding; cysteine dioxygenase activity. The coding region runs from base 1 to 645 and encodes 214 amino acids. The record is from RefSeq and is a predicted model, not a curated record. NCBI's taxonomy places the organism in Eukaryota, Fungi, Ascomycota, Sordariomycetes, Glomerellales, Glomerellaceae. Gene Ontology annotation, biological process: L-cysteine catabolic process.
AUGGCCGUCGAUAUCCUGACCAAGAUCACCUCCGCCUUCGGGCAUAACCUCAAGACCGAUGUCAAUCGGUUCGACGAGCUCGUGUUGAAAUUGAAGGAGGCGCUUGGCCCGUCGGGACUUGAUUCGGCAGACGUCGAUGUCAACGAGUUGAUGAAGUUGAUGGAAGAGUAUAACACAACGGAAAACGAAUGGAUACAGUUUGCAUUCGCCGAGAAGAGCAUGGGUUACACCCGCAACCUCGUUGACGAAGGCAACGGCAAGAGUAAUCUGCUUGUGCUUGUCUGGACGCCGGGCAAGGGCAGCCCUAUCCACGACCACGGCAAUGCGCAUUGCCUGAUGAAGAUUCUCAAAGGCGAUCUGACUGAGAUCCGCUAUGCCUUCCCGGAAGGCAACGAAGAGCAACCCAUGCAAAUAAUCUCUGAAAGAACACACAAGGAGAACGCGGUGGCAUAUAUGGCAGACGAACUUGGCGUCCACCGAGUCUGCAACAAGGGUAGCGACUUCGCUGUCUCCCUUCACCUCUACACCCCUCCCAAUGUCGCUAAGGGUGGUUGCAACAUCUUCAAUGAGAAGACUAGCAAGAGGAGCCAUGUAGCCAAGUGCGGCUACUACUCAGCGUACGGCCGCCGACUGCCGAAGCAGUAA